UUAUCUCCGUGCACGUACUGACAAUUUGUAUCGGCCGACGCACCGAGUCGAGCACCGACGCGGCGCGGUUAAUUCCCACACUGCUGUCAUCUGCCAUCACGGAUCGAUCGCGCUCCUCAUAGUUACCGUGCCGCUCUUGUAGACGAAGCUGUUUCCACAGUAGGUAACCGUCGACGUACCGAACGUUGAAACAUGGCAAUGGUACAUCCGAUGGCAGUCUAUGUUUAUUCCAUAUUUGACACAUCGUGCGGUCGGUUCGUGCGCCGCGUAUUUGUCAAACGGACAGCAAAGACUGCGAAAUAAUCAGACAUGGAUGGGAAUCAAACGAGGACGAAUGAUACGCAGUUCAUUUCGUUUCAAGAUUUUCCCUCGAUAAACCACGAGGGUAAUAGUAACCAGGCACAAUUGAACGUAAAUACUUCCACGCACCAAGGUUUCAGUAACCUACCAAAUGAUCCAACGGGAAUCGGCAUCAUCGACGACCUCGAAGGAAUGCCUGAUAAAAAUGAAGCCACAUCAUCGCACAGCUUCUGGACGAUAGAGUAUUAUCAAAAGUACUUCAAUGUUAAUACAAAAGACGUGGUGGAAAGAAUUAAAAGAUCCAUGGUACCACAUGGGACAGAGAAUUACUUGAUAUCACACAUCAGACCGAAUCCAGAUCUUUAUGGUCCGUUCUGGAUUUGCGUUACUCUAAUAUUCGCUAUAGCCAUCAGCGGAAACCUGGCUAAUUAUUUGCAGACAGUUAACGUGAGCAAAUAUCACUGGAGGUACGAGUUCCAUCUUGUAUCCUAUGCUGCCACUUGUAUAUUCUUGUACGCAUGGUUACUACCACUCUUGUUAUGGGGUAUAUUGAAAUGGACCAACAGCACAAGAAACACAGAUGAGGAAUUAAUCGACUCUUACGCAGCGCCCAGUAUUUUGGAGCUGUUGUGCCUUUACGGUUACUCUUUAGCUAUCUAUAUUCCAAUAGCCUUUCUACUGACAAUACAAAUUGCGUGGAUACAAUGGUGUUUAGUCGUAAUAUCAACUUUCUUGUCUGGUGGAGUACUGUUGCGAUCUCUACUGCCCAUUAUAGCCGGAAAAUAUAAAAUAAUAUACAUGGUAGCGAUUCUUGGGAUGCACCUCCUGCUGGCGGCAGGAUUUAUGCAUUAUUUUUUUCACAAUGUGCCAUUGGAAGCUAUCGAUCUCGCGCAACACGUUGCACCGACCGUACACGCGCAGGGCAUCGUGAAUAACGUUUCAAACAGUGUUUCCGCUGGUUGACGCAACGUGUGGAUUUUGGGAUCUGCAUCUGCAUAUUAAAACUUAUCUUAUUCCAGUAAACAUCGAUCGUUCGAGAGUCAAGUGGCACGCGUCCCUUGAACAUAAAUUCCGUCUUCGUACGAUGUAGAUGUAGUAUUUAUACUAUACCUGUGAAACGAAAAAAUAAAUGAAAAUAACCGAAA
Ceratina calcarata is the source of this 1445-nucleotide messenger RNA. Its product is annotated as protein YIPF1. The record is from RefSeq and is a predicted model, not a curated record. Bases 310 to 1263 code for a protein of 317 amino acids. Gene Ontology annotation, cellular component: Golgi apparatus; membrane. The transcript is spliced from 4 exons. NCBI's taxonomy places the organism in Eukaryota, Metazoa, Arthropoda, Insecta, Hymenoptera, Apidae. Gene Ontology annotation, molecular function: small GTPase binding. Gene Ontology annotation, biological process: vesicle-mediated transport.